CUAAUAGGUCUGCCUAUUCAAAGUAAAACGCUCGUGAAUCGUUCAAAAAAGAAUAAUAAUACUUGCACCAGCGUACAAACUCAGAUUACUUAUUCGUUUAUUAAAGCGUUAUACAAGUCCACUUUCUCGGCGAUUUUGGAUAUUGAAUAUGGUUCAUGGCACUGGCCAAAAGCACUUUUCCCCCGAUCUCAAUCGAGGAAAGUGGGAAAGACCUUCGGACUAUAUAUUUGUCAGCGUAGGAUUAGCUCUGAAAUUGGAUGUCUUUGAUUUUACAUAUUAUUCGCACUACAAUUUGGGCAUUCUUGGAAUAUUGAUUUACUUCACCUAUAUGGUAAUUUACUUGGUUCCAAUCAUAUUCGUUCACUCCUUUAUGGGUCAGUUCUCCAGCAGCGGCUUUAUCUCUGCCUUCCGCCUGUCUCCUUUUUUCAAAGGAAUGGGAUAUCUCAGCGUAAUUCUAAGCCUCUCAAUGCUCAUUUACUAUAGCCUUUAUGCUGCUAUUCCGCUUUUGUUCAUAAUAAACUCCUUGCGACCCACUUUACCCUGGAGUUGCGAAGGCCUAAAAUCCUGGUUUAAUGAGACCCCUGGACGACCGACAAUAUGUAAUUCGACAAUUAGUAGCGAGUAUUCUAAAAAUCAAAACAACACAGAUAAGAAGGAACUUUAUGUUCCUUCCGUGCUCUACUUUAACAAUCAUUAUGACAGCCUGCGAGAAAAAGGAUAUCCAAAUAGUAAGGAUGACUAUGAGUUAUCGUGGUGUUUCAUUGGAUUAUUCGCUAUAGUUUGGGCAGUGAUCGCAUUUAUUUUUUAUAAAUUUUCGGAUACGGCUAAGUUUGGAAAAUUGAUACGAUACAUGGUUAUUGGGACACUGACUCUCCUGUUAGUGUGCUUUGUGCGGCUCCUCUUCCUUCCAGGAGGUCUUUCGUGGCUAGAUAGAUAUACUGCUCCAGAAGCCAGUGAUUGGUUGGAUAGCUCCACCUCCACAUAUCUCAUCGCUAUGCAGGCGUUUGGAGCUGGCUGGGGCACUGUGAUAGCCCUCUCCAGUUUUAACGAGUUCAAGGCCGACAUAACGUCGUACAGUUGGAUUAUUUCCUUUGGUCAAAUAUUUAUUUACAAUAUGUUUGGCUUGGUAUCCUUUAUGGUGGACCACUACUUUAAAGGGAUUGCUGAAGCUUCAGAUAAUGCGAAUGUCAACAAUAUUUGGGUAAUGAUUUUGUCUAGUGCCAGUGCUUUGUCCACCAUGGAUUGGCCAAACUUGUGGACAAUCAUUUACUACUCUACGUUGUUUAUGGCAGCUGUUAUUUUGAUAGCGACGCAGAUAUUCACCGUCCUACAAAGUUUGUUUGAUGAGUUUGAAGAAAUUAGAGCGAGAAAACAGGAAGUUACAUUUGGUCUUAUUGGUGGGCUUGCAGUGUGUUCAAUUUUCUUUUGCACAAACCAUGGUAUUGUUUUCUUUUGUGCUUUCUAUGGCGACUCCAUUUUUUCGCACAGCUUGCUACAUUUGCUGCUACUUUUGGUGGUUUUGUGGAUAUAUGGCCGCGAUCGGUUCCAGCGGGAUAUUGAAUUUAUGUUGGGUCAACCGUUCGCCUCCUGGAAGAUUUUUAUACUCCGCUUCAUUGCUCCAAUUUUUUUUGUGAUUUGCCUGCCCAUGGGAGUAAAAUGGUCCUUAUUUAAUCACUUUACUUGGCUCUCACUAGAAUUCCACGUAAUGUGCAUUAUUGUGCUAUGGUUACCCAUUCUGGCAAUACCUGGAAUCGGACUCUACUACCUUUCCCAAAACACUGGAACAUUCUACGAUCGCCUCAGACGCACCUGCCGACCAACCGAGUGGUAUCCGGUUGAGAUGGAGCAUCGCCAGAAGUACGAGGAGGCUAUAGGAACCCCAGAGACUACCCACCAGCUUACUGAUCUGUUAAACUAAGUGGUUCCUUCAGAAUUUUCACAAACAUAUGUCGCAAUAUUACAAAUAUAUAUAUAUUU
This is a messenger RNA of Drosophila biarmipes, 1977 nucleotides long. RefSeq names its product sodium- and chloride-dependent glycine transporter 1-like. The coding region runs from base 149 to 1918 and encodes 589 amino acids. The transcript is spliced from 9 exons. Lineage: Eukaryota; Metazoa; Arthropoda; Insecta; Diptera; Drosophilidae. Gene Ontology annotation, biological process: sodium ion transmembrane transport. Gene Ontology annotation, cellular component: membrane. The record is from RefSeq and is a predicted model, not a curated record.